Eurytemora carolleeae is the source of this 2794-nucleotide messenger RNA. RefSeq names its product myelin transcription factor 1. Lineage: Eukaryota; Metazoa; Arthropoda; Copepoda; Calanoida; Temoridae. The record is from RefSeq and is a predicted model, not a curated record. Gene Ontology annotation, cellular component: nucleus. The transcript has 15 exons. Gene Ontology annotation, molecular function: zinc ion binding; RNA polymerase II cis-regulatory region sequence-specific DNA binding; DNA-binding transcription factor activity, RNA polymerase II-specific. Bases 516 to 2051 code for a protein of 511 amino acids. Gene Ontology annotation, biological process: regulation of transcription by RNA polymerase II.
CUUUGAUUGUUCAUGUACACAUUUAAAACAAAGUCAUACUUGAUAAGAUGGGCGGGGUUAUCUGCCAGGCCCAGAUGGACAAUCCAGGCCACUAUUUGCGCCGCCGGUCUCCCAUUGGUCGUCAGUAUUCCCGGCCUGUGAUUGGUCGAAGUGGCGGCAGGGUACGAGGACGGAGCGGACCUGUUGUAUUGAGGCUGCAGGAGUCGAGGAUGAGGACAGUUUGAUACUACGACUAGUCACAGAAACUUCGAAACUAAAACAAAACUUUGUAUGACCUUGCAGUUUAUUGUUAUUUUUCAAAAGUUAUAUUAAAACUUAGUCCAGUUUGUUUUAAACCUGCAAACUUGUGAAAAGUGAAGGGAAAAUAUCUCUCCUGGUUUUACGGAUGAGCCUGCACUAGAUUUGUGCACCCUGAGUAAAGUUCGGCACUGCCAAAAGUCGGAGGAAAUAAGAAGAUUGAAGACUGGGAAGAAUGCCAGGAUUUCAGUAAACGAGCAGAACUACAGAAUACAAUAAUGUUGGAUACAAGUGAGAAGAUGGUGGUAGAUGAUUCCCCUUACCAACCCCAGGCUGACCCAGGACCCAUGGAAGCUCAGGAUUCACAAGACAUGAAACCUGACAUGAAGCAGAGUUUAACUUAUGAUAGUUCUACGGGGAAAAUGUACGCUGAGUUGGGAUCUACAACACAAUCUUCAAACCAGGAAUCAAACAGUAGGAAUGAGAGCAGUUAUUUCCCCAGCUAUCAAUCAGCCUACCCUGGAGCAUACUCACAGAUGCAGACUCCACAGUACAAUGGGUCUUACUCCAUCAGCUACACGACACCUUCCCCAUACGACAGAUCAUCAUAUCCUGCGUUCAGCUCUCCAGCUGCAUUUGUUCCUCACUCUGCUAUCAAUCUAUCUGUAAAGACCAACGAGGAAGGUCCACACAGUGCUGAACCAAGUCCUCAGAUACUUGACCUCACACGACCUCUCAGCUCCGGUGCAAGUCCUUCUACUGGAUUCAGCUCCGUAGCUCCACCCACCAGUGUUCCAACCUCCCAGGAUCAGACCCAGCCGCCACCGAAGGUUCAGACGGAGCCCGUUGAUUUCUCCAGUAGCCAACUCAGUCAACCUUUUGGAUCUCCGAGAGUUCUUGAACCUUCGGGGAUGUUUCCGAGAGGAUCAAUCAGUCCUUCUCAGGACUCUCUUGCUAGAUACAGGGUUGCUAACGUUUUUUUAUAUAUUUUUUAUUUCAGUAUUGACUACAGAACGGAUCCAGGACGGAGUCAGGAGUUAAAGUGUCCUACUCCGGGUUGUGAUGGAUCAGGGCAUGUUACAGGAAACUAUUCCUCUCAUCGAUCCUUGUCGGGUUGUCCUAGAGCUAACAAACCUAGAUCUAGACCUAAGGAUGGAGCUGAAUCUGAACCUUUAAGAUGUCCAGUACCCGGAUGUGACGGAUCCGGUCAUUCAACAGGGAAAUUUCUCUCACAUAGAAGUGCAUCUGGAUGCCCCCACGCGAACAGGAAUAAGACAAGAAGCAUGGAGACAUCCUUGAGUAUGGGACAGGGUCUGCUCAAGUAUGGAGGAUUGAUUAAAGCUGGGAUACCAACAUCAAUUCCUUACUCGACACAUACAAGUUUGGAAACCUCUGAGAUGAUGAGCCUGGAGGACGAGAUCUCACAUCUCCAGAAGGAAAAUUAUAGAAUAGAAGCUCAGCUUGGGAGGAUGAAAGGGGAGAUACCCGGCCUGCUGGUCGGGGAUCCAGGGGCCGGGGGACAGGAUAAGGACCCUGAGCUGAGACGGAAGAGUUCCAAGAUAUCAGAUUAUUAUGAAAACUUGAGAACAAAUGUUUUCAACAUCUUUGGCACUCAGACAUACGCAGACUCAUACUUAGGAAGUAAGCAUCCCCUGCGAAGUGUAGGGGAGGAGGGGGAGAAGUACGACAACUACCUGACCAAGCUCCAGAACAUAUGUACGGAGAAUGUCGGCGAGGAGGGGAAACCUGUUUACGAUGCUGUUAAAACUUCAAUCCAUGGUAUGCCAGUGCUACCAACCCCAACCCUCAGCUAACUUAUUACAUUCAUCCCUUACUGCAGUCAACUUGACAUAAAGCGUCAAGAAUAAUUCAACCCAAACUCUGAAUUACAGCACAAGUACUAAAUCCGAACCCAAACUCAAAAAACUAAUCUUUUAGAGAACCCCAAUCUCUGAAUGCAAACUCCAAAUUCAAUAUCCAUCCCAUUUUUUUUACUCACAACAUUCCAUAAUCUAAUGAAGGCUUUAAAUGAUAAAACCUGAGAAGAAAGACUAAAAAAUUCAAGUUUUUAACUUGUUUUUUAAUUCCUAAAAAUAUCUGACGGCAUAGUCCGAAAAAUAAAUUAUCUUUCUGCUGGCACAUAGUCCAGAAAAUAAAUUUUGAUUUUUACGAAAGCAGGGUAUUAUUAUCUACAUAUUAUAUUCAUAUUAAUAAACAUUAUCAAAAAUGUUUUUAGUCAAAUUUAUUUGAAUUUUAACCUGAAACUUAAAACAUUUUCUAGUCAAAUCUAGCAUUUAAAAAUAGUGUACAAUGUAAACAAAACCCCUUACUAAUUGUUAUUUUAUUAAUUGAUUAAAUUUAUUUACACGUUUUUUAAUCACCGUUUGAUUGUAGAUUAUUGUUAUUAAUUAAUCAUCAGUUUGUUUUCCAAACCUAGAACAUUUUAUAAACACUUUAUAUCUCUGUUAUUUUGAAUGCUUAUGUUGAAUGUAUUAUAAACUAAAAGUUAAAUGUAAACCUGUUAGAGCGAUUAUGUAAAUGCUAGAAAUAAACAAUU